UAUUAAUUUUCAAGACAUCGGUUCCUUUUAAUAAACACCAUUCUACUAAAAUAUACCUAAAAUAUGGACACCGGUCCGAAGCAGAGGAGAAAAAUAAACCCUAGAUAUAAAGCGAAUCUAUUUUCAGUGCUAACUUUCGGAUGGACUCUAGAAACAUUCAAACUUGGAUACAGUCGAGAUAUCCGAGAUAAUGAUUUAUAUGCGCCUUUACCUGAGCAUCAAUCGGAUAUUUUAGGUGAUGCGAUGCAAAAGGCCUGGGAUCGUGAACUUGAGAACUUUCGCGAAGGUGGUGAAAACAUCAAACCUAGUCUAUGGAGAGUGCUGACGAAGGUGUUCGGCGCGGAACUUAUGCUGUAUGGAUUGAUAUUGGCAGCUAUGGAAUUUUUAAUUAGAUUACAACAGCCGCUGUUUCUGGGCCUAUUACUGCGUUAUUACAGUCCAGCUCAAGAUUUAUACAAUAGCACAGUGGAUUCAACAUAUUUCUCCCGGUUGUUCUCGUACUAUGACAAGGAGAGCGGCGUGCUGUGGGGUGAGGCGGUGUUCUUUGCCUUCGGUGUGGUCUUUUGUAGCACCGCUAAUGUCAUGGUCGCCCAUCCUUUCAUGAUGGGUGUCACACAUCUCGGCAUGAAAAUGAGAGUCGGUGUGUGUAGUCUUAUUUAUAGAAAGUCUUUAAAAGUGAGUCUGCAAUCAAUGUCAGAGAACAGCGCGGGUCUUGUUGUCAACCUCAUGGCGAACGACGUCAACAGAUUUGACACCGGUCCCUCUUUUAUUCAUUAUCUUUGGAUAGGUCCAGUUGAAACAAUGCUAAUGACAGUGUACCUGUAUAGAGAAAUGGGAAUAUCAGCGGUAUAUGGGGCUCUCAUUGUAAUUGCAGUCGUGCCUUUUCAAAUAUGUCUCGGAGUUGCAACUGCAUAUUACAGAAACGAGACAGCUUUCAAAUCUGACGAAAGAGUUAAAUUAAUGAAAGAAAUUGUAAUGGGAAUCGAAGUGAUAAAAAUGUACACGUGGGAAAUGCCUUUUAGAAAGAUAAUAGACACCGUUAGACGCCAAGAAAUCCGCUGCAUCAAAAUGACGUCAUACAUUCGCGGUCUGAUAAUGUCCUUCAUCAUGUUCACCGCGCGGUUCAGCAUCUUCGUCACGGUGCUUCUUUACGUCACAUAUGUGAACCGCAUCACUGUUGAGAACGUGUUCUUCCUCACCUGCUACUACAACAUUAUGAGACAAACAAUGACAUUAUUCUUCCCUCAAGCUGUCGGACAAAUAGCUGAAAUGCAUGUUGCAAUACAGAGGAUUAGAGAUUUCUUAUUGAGCGAGGAGUGUGACCUUCCACCUCGCGAACAACUAGUCGCCGACACAACCACACAAGAUAAGAAACCCAAGAAAAGAGUUACCAUUUCAAUUGAUCCAGUAGAAAUAAAAAGAAGAUAUUCACCUGUGAGACAUCUACCGGAACCUAGUACUUCUAAAGGAGUUCCAAAAGAUAAAAGCGAACAUUCGAUAAAGGAAGAAAUUAUAAUUAAAUUUGAAAACGCGUUUAGCCGUUGGAUUAAAUCAUCUAAUGAAGAAGAUGUUGAAGAUAUUUCUUUUAAUAUCAUGUCGGGAUCACUGACAACUAUAAUAGGCGCGGUUGGUUCCGGCAAGUCAACGCUAUUACACAUGAUGCUGAGCGAACUGCCAACCUCGCGAGGCAGUGUUCAUGUCAAUGGCACCCUCAGUUACGCCUGCCAGGAUCCCUGGCUCUUUGUAGGUUCUGUACGUCAAAACAUUCUAUUCGGUCAGCCGUUCCAAAAAUCCCGAUACAUGGAGGUUUGUAAAGUGUGCGCGUUAGAGAGGGACAUAUCACUCUUUCCUCACGGUGACAAAACUGUGGUCGGAGAACGAGGAGUGUCACUAAGUGGUGGACAAAGAGCUAGGAUAAAUUUAGCUAGAGCUGUUUACAAAGAGGCUGAUAUAUAUCUGUUAGACGAUCCAUUAUCUGCAGUGGAUACACAAGUUGCGAGGCAUAUUUUUGAAAAAUGCAUUAAAAGGUAUCUGGCAAGUAAAACGGUCGUACUGGUCACGCAUCAAAUACAAUUCAUAAAAUCUGUCGAUCAAAUUAUAAUAAUGGAUAAAGGCAAGAUACUCGCGGAAGGUGGUUUUGAAGAUUUGAACGAACAGGAACUGGCCAUAAUUCAGCUAAUGCAAGAUAAGACGCGCGAGGUGCGGGAGGACGAUUCUGUGCCGAACCUAACCAGCCAGUCCAUGCUGCAGGCGAGCGCGGUCAGCUUGUCGAGACGAAACUGGUCCAUCAUCCUGGAUACUAGCGUUGCUGAUCAAAAGCCAGAAGCGGAGGCACAAGCUAUAGGACGCGUCCGCAGUUCGGUUUAUCAAGAAUACUUUUUAGCCGGCACUACUUACUUUUAUGUUUUCAUCGCUGGCAUAUUGUUUCUUUUAGCGCAGUUUUUUGCAAGUGCUAGUGACUUCUGGAUUAGUAAAUGGAGUCAAAUCGAAGACCAUCUAACGGGGGACUCGUCUAUCGAUCAGUUGUUAUGGUCUCAAGGCGGCUUGUACCGUAGACACUACGUCAUCAUCUUUGGCAUUCUCACCAUAGCUACCGUGGCUGUAGCCCUCUGUCGAGCCUUCAUGUUCUUCUCGCUUUGCAUGAAGUCUUCUAUAAAGUUACACGACCAAAUGUUUGACUGUGUGUCACAAUCUCCAAUGAGCUUCUUCCACUCAAAUCCAUCGGGUAGAAUUUUGAAUCGUUUCAGCAAAGACAUGGGGUCCAUAGACGAACUACUACCACAAGCUAUGCUCGAUUGUUUUCAAAUAAUACUGAACCUGGCCGGUGUAAUAGUAGUUAUUUUGAUGACUGAUAUAACAAUGUUAAUACCUAUUACGACGUCAUUGAUUAUUUUCUAUAUAUUUCGUAUCAUAUACGUUCGUACGACCAGCGCUAUAAAACGUCUAGAAGGAAUCACCCGUAGUCCCGUGUUCGGACACGUGAACGCGACCGUGUUGGGCCUGGCGACGAUACGUUCGUUCGGCGCGGAGGGUCUGUUGACGCAGGAGUUCGACCAUCACCAAGACUUGCACAGCGCCGCUUGGUACCUCUUCAUCACCUGCAGCCGCGCCUUCGGAUACUUUCUCGACAUCAUCUGUCUCUUGUUCAUCGUCUGUGUCACGUUUAGCUGCUUGAUGAAAACUGAUAACGAAGGUAGCAACGUUGGUCUUGUGAUAACUCAGUCUAUAUCACUGACGGGCGUGUUCCAGUGGGGAAUGCGCCAGUCCGCAGAGAUGGAGAACCAAAUGACGAGCGUCGAAAGAGUUCUCGAAUACACGAAGCUUCCGCAAGAGGCCGCUUUGAGAAGUGAUCCAGAAAAAGCGCCGCCCGCGGACUGGCCUCCAGAGGGAGCGAUAACCUUUGACAAUUUAAGUUUAAAAUAUACUCCCGAUGGUAAUUACGUACUUCAUAAACUGCAAUUCAACGUACAACCUCAGGAAAAGAUAGGCAUAGUUGGUAGAACUGGAGCAGGCAAAUCUUCCAUUAUUCAAGCGCUGUUCAGACUGGCGUAUUUAGACGGCACUAUUAUAAUAGAUGGUGUAGACAUAUCCACAAUCGGUCUACACGAUUUAAGAGAAAAAAUAUCUAUUAUACCACAGGAACCAGUAUUAUUUAGCGGAACUAUGAGGAAAAAUCUAGAUCCUUUCGACGAGUUCUCAGAUGAGACCCUGUUAAAAGCUCUCAAUAAUGUUGAGCUUCUUAAAGCUGAAGAAGGCGUUGAGGCACUAUAUAAGGAAGUGUCAGAGAGCGGAUGCAACUUCAGCGUGGGAGAGCGGCAGCUGGUGUGCCUGGCGCGGGCCAUCGUGCGCGACGAGCGCGUGCUGCUGCUGGACGAGGCCACCGCCAACGUGGACGCGCAGACAGACGCCCUCAUACAGACCGCCAUCCGCCUGCACUUCCAGCGCUGCACCGUGCUCACCAUCGCGCACAGGCUCAACACCGUCAUUGACUCUGAUAAAAUAUUAGUAUUAGACGCCGGUCGCCUCAUGGAAUACGAGCACCCGCACGUGCUGCUACAGAACAAGAAGGGAUACUUCCGCAAAAUGGUCGCAGAGACCGGACCCGCCAUGGCGGCCAUGUUGCAUAAACUGGCUAAAGAGAGUUACUUGAAUAUAUCGAGAGAGGAAUGAAGAGAAAAUGCUUUUUAUAACAAAUACUUUAAUAUCUUAUACCUAACAUUAUGA
Molecule: messenger RNA, 4224 nt
Organism: Papilio xuthus (Asian swallowtail)
Lineage: Eukaryota; Metazoa; Arthropoda; Insecta; Lepidoptera; Papilionidae
Product: probable multidrug resistance-associated protein lethal(2)03659
Exons: 29
Coding region: 64-4170 (1368 amino acids)
Biological process (GO): transmembrane transport
Cellular component (GO): membrane
Molecular function (GO): ATP hydrolysis activity; ATP binding; ABC-type transporter activity
Source: RefSeq, a predicted model, not a curated record